AUGCCUCAAGUUCUUUCGCUUCCUGAUGUCUACCUAGAAGCGCAGACAACCGAGCCGCACACCGCAUUGCUCUAUUUACUCUCACAGUACAACCAUCUCGUAUCUGAAUUCACACACUUGUACACACAUUCUCACACUGGGAAUGAUCUGAAUCUAGAUCGAAGUGAAACAUUGGGUCUUGGCUUUGAUGCUCUUGCACCCCCAACAUCCCUUACUGGUCGCAUUCGAAACUUGCGUCGUCGAAGCUUCAAGAAUCUGCGUGGCGAUUCGAACAAAUCUAGUGUGACACACGCUGCAUCACAAGUGCAUGACAUUAGCGCGGAAAAUUCGUCAGGGUCACUGGAGUUAACAUCGCCUUCUUCGCCAAAACGUGAUCAAGGCACUAACAACUUACUGCAAGUGACAAGUCCUUCCCCACGGAUAUGGAAUAAAUCGAGUUCGUCUGCCCUGUAUGCUCAUGGCCGCAUGCCUGAAUCUCCGUCGCAGCGCGGAUCUUCGGCCUUGCCUUCCCGUCAAAGUGCAGCAACAUCUCCCAAAAUGCCUUCACGCUCCCCGACUAUAUCUAGUUCUCGCACGCUUGGGCGCAAAUCGAACUCUCGCCCAGCAACGCCUGUUGGUCGCUUACUUGAAGAUUCUUUCCAGCACUUGGUUACAGAGUAUUGCCCAUUUUCACUGGUUGAUAUCCAAGUAUGCGGCUCCAUGGUACGUGGGCUUCAAGGACCUGAUGCUGUGGCAGUUCGUAUUCGUUUACAGCCACCAGCGUCUGUUUCUGAAGCAAGCGUCCGACGGCGUCAAAAAUCCAUUCGUGUGGAAAAAAGAUGGUCAGAUUUAGUCGCAUUGCGCGAGCUCAUUGCUGCUCGUAUAAACUCCCAGCCAGGCCUGUCAAAUAUAUCUUUGUGCCCGGUGCCUGAUCAGAAUUAUUUUGAGCCACCCUAUAAUCCAUUGCAUCUUGCCGAACGGAAUGCAGCUGUUACUGCAUUCUUACAUUCACUUCAGGGGCUCCCUUCACUAUUUGAAGAUAUUAUGUCGCAUUUCUUCGCCACAAACCUAGUACCUGAUUCAGAGGUCGACUCGCAUUACGGCUCCUGUUUUCAACAAGAUGGUCUUUUACUUGGCACUGGUGAAGGCUGGACUUUCGUUCAUUGUGCUUUGUUCGCCAACUUAUUUAUUAUGCAGGAUCCUUAUAAGAAACAAGCCCCUUUAUUGUUUGAUCUCAGGAAGACUCGUAUUGGUCGUCAGUUCGAAACUACGGCUCCAGGCCGGGAGGCAAAUUCUCGUACAGCUAUGAUCAUUCUUCAGAAGAUGCAAUCUUCCCCUAAUGUGCAGCAGCCGCAGAUCAAGCUUGCGACAGAAUCAUUUUGCCAGCACACCACCUGGAUGGCUGCUCUUUUACGAGAAGGUGAAGAUAACCGUUCAGACAGAUCGCUCUCAGAAGGUAUGCUGGAUAAAGACGUAAAUUCGUCUGCAGCCCUUGCUUCAACUGUUCUGACGAAGGAGUCCGAUGAAAUGCAACAUCUGAAUUCCUCACUCCGAACGGAUCGUACCGUACUUGUGCCUGAAUCUUCAUCCGUUACAGAAUUGUCUAGACAAGGAUCAGCAAUCAAGAAUCGCUUGUGGCAUGGUAAUGAUCAAUCAUCAACAUUCGUUCCUACCGACAAGCGAAGAUUCCUUUUUGGCAUUCUUCCGCUCAACACCCCCGACGAACUGUCAACGUCGUCGUCAACCUCGCAUAAAGCUGUAUUCGGUGCACCACUCAGUGACGUUGUUCGUGACACAGGCAUGUUUGUGGAUGGUAUAGCUGGUCCGGUCCCGGCUUUGCUAAAGCGCAGCUUUGACUUUCUCGAGCAAAGUAGCAUUAUAUCAGAUGAGGGACUCUAUCGAGUGAAUGGCAGCUUAUCUACCAUCAAAGUUUUGCAAGAAAGAUUUUCCACGUUUGGCGAUAUCCAUCUUGUAGCUGAGUACCAAGAGGCCAAGCGAACUGGAAACGGCUCUCUGCUCGAUUCCCAUGCUGUGACAGGUUUGGUCAAAAUGUUUUUGCGCGAUCUACCUGAACCUCUGUGUACGGAUGUGUUGAUGCCCGAUUUUGUGGCUGCUAUCGAGCAGGAGAACCAUGAAGACAAAUUACAAACGUUUCGACGCCUUCUGGCAUACCUUCCAGCAGAGAACUAUUCGGUUCUUUCCUUGCUUUUCCUGCAUUUGAACCAUGUUGCUACGAUGUCGCAUAUGAAUAAAAUGUCGUUACAGAACCUCAACAUCGUGUUUAGUGCGACGCUUCGCAUGCCAACUGAACUUGUGUGGACGCUCCUUCAUGAUUACUAUUUGCUAUUUCACCAGCAGAAACUUUUUCUGGGAGAGCAUCGUGAGCCAACAAUGAAUUUCAGUGCAUCGCCUAAGAAUGACACAACGGCAAAGGUAUCGUCACUUCACGGACGUAUGAAGUCCUUGUCACUUCGCUCGCCGAAUGAUCGUAAGAGCGGGCAUUUCCAGCGCACAUCCGACGCCCCUUUGUUUGAUUCGAAACUUUCUUCUUUUACUAAUCCGGAUGCAUUUCCAGUUCCUAAGGAACCCGAGACCUCGAUCCUUGCGGGCAAGGAUCACUCGUCUUGA
Molecule: messenger RNA, 2607 nt
Organism: Malassezia globosa CBS 7966
Lineage: Eukaryota; Fungi; Basidiomycota; Malasseziomycetes; Malasseziales; Malasseziaceae
Exons: 1
Coding region: 1-2607 (868 amino acids)
Biological process (GO): regulation of GTPase activity; signal transduction
Cellular component (GO): cytoplasm
Molecular function (GO): phosphatidylinositol binding
Source: RefSeq, a predicted model, not a curated record